AUGGGUGUCACGGACAGCUCUGAGCGCCAGAGCAUCCGCCCCCAUGGCUUAUCUUUGGACCACAUCAGUGUCAAGUUCACAGUCCAGGCCCCAGGGCAAGGGUCUCACCAGAGACUCCAGGCCUUAACGGCUCAUUUCCUCCCUGAAGUCCCACCCCCUUCCCCUCCCGUGACCUACAGCCCUGGGUGGCUGGGACUGAGCCACUGCGGGGACUGGUCCGACCACAUUCCGCUUCUCAGGAUAAAACCUGGCGGGGCCUUGGGGCAGAGUGCUCAUUUGACCGCCUGCCACCCGACUCACCUGCACAGCCCUUGGGUCCCUGGAGACCACUGCCUGGCCGUGCCCCACCUGCCUGCCAUGGUGGUUUUUAGAUGCCCCCCAGCCUGGGGUGGGGGCGGCCCCUGGAUCUUAGCUCUCCUGCUGUUUCUGUCCUCCGCAGCCAUCCUGGAUGCCGCCAAGAUGCCUGUGCCCCCAGCCUGUGGGAAACCGCGGCAACUGAACCGGAUUGUGGGCGGUGAGGACAGCGCGGACGCCGAGUGGCCGUGGGUUGUGAGUGUGCAAAAGAACCACAGCCACCACUGUGCGGGCUCGCUGCUCACCAACCGCUGGGUGGUCACUGCUGCCCACUGCUUCAAGGGCCACCUGAACAAGCUGUCUGAGUUCUCUGUGCUGCUGGGGGUCUGGCAGCUGGGCAACCCUGGCCUUCGUUCCCAGAAGGUGGGGAUCGCCUGGGUGCAGCCUCACCCUGUGUAUUCCUGGAAGGAAGGUACCCGAGCCGAUAUCGCUCUGGUACGCCUCGAACACUCCAUCCAGUUCUCCGAGCGGAUCCUGCCCAUCUGCCUCCCUGAUUACUCAGUCCAUCUGCCUCCCAACACGAACUGCUGGAUCGCAGGCUGGGGCAGUGUCCAUGAAGGAGUGCCCCUGGCCCACCCUCAGACCCUGCAGAAGCUGAAGGUUCCCAUCAUUGACUCGGAAAUCUGCAGCCGCCUGUACUGGAGGGGGGCUGGGCAGGAAGCCAUCACCGAGGACAUGGUGUGUGCUGGCUACCUGGAAGGAGAGCGCGAUGCCUGCCUGGGCGACUCCGGGGGUCCCCUGAUGUGUCAAGUGGAUGGGUCCUGGCUGCUGGCUGGCAUCAUCAGCUGGGGCGAGGGCUGUGCGGAGCGCAACCGUCCGGGCGUUUACAUCAGUCUCACGGCCCACCGCUCCUGGAUCCAGCGGAUCGUGCAAGGGGUGCAGCUCCACGGCCACGCGAAGGACAGUGGGGACUGGAGAGCUCUGCGGGGGACCUCCUAG
Chrysochloris asiatica (Cape golden mole) is the source of this 1293-nucleotide messenger RNA. It is a transcript of the gene PRSS22, whose product is annotated as protease, serine, 22. Bases 1 to 1293 code for a protein of 430 amino acids. The record is from RefSeq and is a predicted model, not a curated record. Gene Ontology annotation, biological process: proteolysis. The transcript is spliced from 7 exons. Gene Ontology annotation, molecular function: serine-type endopeptidase activity. NCBI's taxonomy places the organism in Eukaryota, Metazoa, Chordata, Mammalia, Afrosoricida, Chrysochloridae.